This is a messenger RNA of Pecten maximus, 1017 nucleotides long. RefSeq lists its product as uncharacterized. NCBI's taxonomy places the organism in Eukaryota, Metazoa, Mollusca, Bivalvia, Pectinida, Pectinidae. The transcript has a single exon. The record is from RefSeq and is a predicted model, not a curated record. The coding region runs from base 506 to 877 and encodes 123 amino acids.
AGACCAUAUGACAGACGACAUUCAUGCUACUACUGUGGAAAGCUUAAAACAAACAUCCAAACACAUCUUGAACAUGCACACAGAAUAAAGGAGGAAGUAAAGACUUUCAUUAAAAUGAAGCAGGAAAUAGGAGAAACCUUGGAUGCCACAAAGAAGAAGGUGUUGAAUGCACAAUUACAUCGAUUACAGACUGUUAUAAGAAAUAAAGGAAAUCACAUGCACAUGUAGCAGAAACAGGGAGAAAUUCUACUAGCAAGACGACCUCUGGCAUUUGACUGUUCAAAAUAUGGUCCUUGUCCAAAAUGCCAGGAGUGGAUUAUUUUAGAAAACAUUACAAAACACCAGCAUACCUGUAUAGCAAAUGAAGUUUCCACACAGAAACCAAAUGGUGAUCAUGAGUUUGAAGAAGCAGUCAGCAAAGGAGCAACCAUAGUACAGAUGAGUCUUGAAGGGACAACUUACCACACACCCAUCAAAAAAGAUUGUGAAGGAGGUGUUUCGUACAAUGACUAGAGAUGAUGUUACAGAGUGUGCACAAAACGAUAAAUUGAUAGUAGCACUAGGAGAAAUAUGGCUCAUGAAAAAUGUGGGAAACCGCCUGCGUAGAAGAAAUAUCACAAGUUUUCGAAUGCGUCUUGCUGGGAGACUUUUGUUGCUGAUCAGGGAUAAAUUACAAUUAAAGGAGUCCACAAUGAGCAGUGUUCUGAUACCUAAAAACUUUGAUCUUAUUGUUGAGAGUACAUUGGAUGUUUGCAAAGAGAAUCAGGAGAAAGAGCUACAGAAUCCUAGUUCCGCUAUCAAAUUAGGGUAUGGCUUGUCCCGUCUUGCCUCCUUGAAGUUGGGAUUCAGUAUCAAAGCAAGUGAUGAGAAACUUUAACAAGAAGCAACAGAUUUUCCGCGUCCGAUGCAGCUAGAAUGGAGUGUUAAAGUAACAAAACUUGCCCGAGUCACACUUGAAGAAAGACGUUUCAACAAAGAAAAAGAAUUGCCACAUCCCGAAGACAUUGCACAUUUGGC